Molecule: messenger RNA, 507 nt
Organism: Diatraea saccharalis (sugarcane borer)
Lineage: Eukaryota; Metazoa; Arthropoda; Insecta; Lepidoptera; Crambidae
Source: the annotation of a GenBank genome assembly
AUGAUAUCGUUUUUCUCGAAACUUUCUUUAAAUAACUCGCCAAAGUCACCCGUGGAAGUUGCUCAGCCAGCUUAUAUGGACAAAAGUGCAACAUUACAAGAAUUGGGCUAUAAAGACGAGAAUGACCUAAGAGAAACUAUCUACGACUUUUUGCGGACCAUACGAGAUCCAGAAAAGCCGAGUACGCUAGAAGAUUUGAAGGUCGUUUACGAAGAAGGUAUAUUUGUGAAGGAGCCAACAGCUGAUAAGGUUCCUGUGUUAAGAGUUGAGUAUAAUCCGACAGUGCCUCAUUGUUCGCUGGCGACGCUUAUAGGACUGUGCAUACGUAUAAAAAUACAGCGUUCCAUCCAUCACCCAAUUAAACUGGACAUCUACAUUAAAAAAGGAGCUCACACAACAGAAGAUGAAAUUAAUAAACAGAUCAACGACAAAGAGCGGAUUGCAGCCGCGAUGGAGAAUCCCAACCUGAGAAACCUCGUGGAGAACUGUAUUGCUGAUGAAGAAUAG